CUAGAGAUCAUCUCUCUAUUGAGUAAAACUGUGAGCAAUACGAUGGAAAUAUACACCUCUGACAGUCAACUGCAAUUCAAUGAAUUCAACAAAGUCAAGGAGCAAAUAGAAAAUGUCACAAUUGGUCUACAAAAACAGAUGUCCCUUCUCCAAAUGGACAUCAGAUCAGCCCUAGCUAUAGCUUCCGCAAAUCAGGUAGUAACCAAAGACUACUUGAAGGUGAUCAUUGACAAUCAAAAGGAAGCAUACAAGCUGUUCAGACUUAUUGGUGCACAUUCUGGGAACCGCAAGAUGGAAGUAAUUCUUCAACAACACAGUCCAUCUCCAAUACCGCAUCUCCCUAUUGCAGUCAACGAAGGAGAAGCAUCUUAUGUCCCUUCUCAUCUGAACAUGACUAAUCUGAUCCUUGAAGCACAGCAAAGAAAUCCGGAAAACUCAGCACAGCACCUAUUCAGCUCAGGACUGGAUGGAACAGAAUUUAUAGGUGCAGUUGCUGACCACUUCUCAGAUGCUACUCAAUCAGAGGAAAGGCGUGAAAAUUUAAGGCGCAUCAAAGAACUGUGUGGGAACAUGCAGGGCCUCAGUGAGAUUGCCGGAUCUUCAAAACGCAAAAGGAACUGAAGGUUCUUUUCAUCAAACCAGGGGGAAAGUAUGUGAAAACAUUUGUUUUGAUGAAAACACCUUCUUGUUUAAACAUUGCUUGAUU
Cuscuta campestris is the source of this 706-nucleotide messenger RNA. NCBI's taxonomy places the organism in Eukaryota, Viridiplantae, Streptophyta, Magnoliopsida, Solanales, Convolvulaceae. The record is from the annotation of a GenBank genome assembly.